AUGCCACUGGAUUGGGAAAUAAACUGGAGGGAGCAUCGGCCGAGUAUAAAAACUCGACAUAUCUUUGGGAUGGUACUCGAUUCUUCAUCGAAACAUCACACGGCUAACAUGAAACUACUACUCGUCAUUCUGGCCUGCCUGGCAGCCUCCUCGGCCGUGCCUGUGGAGAAGAAAAAGAGGGACAUCCUGCCAGGCGAUCCCCGUUAUGGAACUGAUCAACAUCAUCAUCAUCACCACCACGAAAACGUGGUCGAAAAUGCACGAGGGUCCACCCAUGCCCAUCUGCCCUCCAACAGCUACGGACCUCCAGGAUAUCAACCGGGUACUCCUUUGAACAACGAAUUCGUGACACCAACCUCUGACGUAAUUCAGUAUUCAACUCCGUCUCCUCAAUUGACCAACACGUACAUACCGGUAAAUGCGGAAGUGAAGAAGACGGUGACGACUGCGACAAUUUCUGUCCCUGUUGAGAAGACCAAUUUUGUGAAAGCUGCACCGCCUGCAACUUCUUAUGGAACUCCAGUGGUCCAUCACACCGCGAACACGCUUGAUACAUCCGGCGAUUCUCGCGUUGAAACCACGCUGAAGACAGUAAAAACCCAACUCCAAGAUCACCAGUUCUUGAAUGUCCCAUCUCCGCAAGUGAAGAUCGCCCAACAAGCGCCCGUCAGUAAAGGAGUCGCACAUUAUGCCACCGGAGUGAAGAGCUUACAGGCGGAUACCCUGUUCACUGAUAACUUACCCACCUUCCAAUCGUCGAUUGGAGGAUUCUACAACGCGCCUAGUUACAGUCUUCCAACCACCGUUUACACGAGCCUCCAACCAUCUUACAGUACCUUUCACACUGGAUUCACUGGUCUGGGAGUGGAUUACCCUCUGAGAACCCUGAGCCACCAGGUCCAGUUCCAACAACCUCUAACUGCUCAUUUCAGUAACGCGAUUCCAACCAGCUACUCUUUCCCACAAACCAGCUACCAAUUGCCUCAGACUCUCACACAGCAGUUCGUGCAACAUUCUGAACCAUCCGUGAGCACGGUGCAGAAUUAUUCACCAGUGCAGACACAGACCAAGGUUCAACCAGUGCAGCAGAAUCUGGAGACCGUGACCCAUGUGGAGCCAGCACACCACAAGGUGGAAACUCUGGCUCCAGUUCACAAAGUGCAAUCGGUGGAAGUGUUGCCUCAACGCACGGUGGUCGAAUCAGUGAAGACCAACGCGGCACCAUUGACCCACACCCAAGUCCAGAAAGGUCCUAUCGGUGAUUUCUUCCAGAAUUUCUCGGAGAACUUCCCUUCUUUGCCCUCGUUUCCCUCGCUACCUUCUUUACCUUCUUUACCUUCGUUCCCCUCGUUACCUAGUUUACCUACAUUUCCGUCAACCCCGGCACCACAGAUAGAAUCAGCUUCGCCAGUCACCACUCAGGUGUUCGAGAGCAAAGAUUCCAUCGCCAUCGAGAACCCCUUAUUGCCCUCCGACAACAACCUGAAGGGUACCGUUGUACAACACGUCACCCCAGCUAACGAGUACGUUCAGCCGACGGCCGCGAACGGGGGAUACGUUUAUUGA
Molecule: messenger RNA, 1566 nt
Organism: Osmia bicornis bicornis
Lineage: Eukaryota; Metazoa; Arthropoda; Insecta; Hymenoptera; Megachilidae
Exons: 7
Coding region: 1-1566 (521 amino acids)
Source: RefSeq, a predicted model, not a curated record